AUGAAAGUCAAGGUUCACCACCGAGGGUCGUGUACCCACCUGGGAAUAAUAGGUCCACGGUUCCUGAAGGGGCCAGAUCCGCCUCCACUAGGCUCACGGUUCCUGAAGAACCCUCGACCACCACUGGGCUCACGGUUCCUGAAGAACCCUCCACCAUCACUGGGCUCACUGUUCCUGAAGAACCCUCGACCACCACUGGGCUCACGGUUCCUGAAGAACCCUCCACCACCACUGGGCUCACUGUUCCUGAAGAACCCUCCACCAUCACUGGGCUCACUGUUCCUGAAGAACCCUCCACCAUCACUGGGCUCACGGUUCCUGAAGAACCCUCCACCACCACUGGGCUCACGGUUCCUGAAGAACCCUCCACCACCACUGGGCUCACGGUUCCUGAAGAACCCUCCACCACCACUGGGCUCACGGUUCCUGAAGAACCCUCCACCACCACUGGGCUCACGGUUCCUGAAGAACCCUCCACCACCACUGGGCUCACGGUUCCUGAAGAACCCUCCACCACCACUGGGCUCAAGGUUCCUGAAGAACCCUCCACCACCACUGGGCUCACGGUUCCUGAAGAACCCUCCACCACCACUGGGCUCACGGUUCCUGAAGAACCCUCCACCACCACUGGGCUCACGGUUCCUGAAGAACCCUCCACCACCACUGGGCUCACGGUUCCUGAAGAACCCUCCACCACCACUGGGCUCACGGUUCCUGAAGAACCCUCCACCACCACUGGGCUCACGGUUCCUGAAGAACCCUCCACCACCACUGGGCUCACGGUUCCUGAAGAACCCUCCACCACCACUGGGCUCACGGUUCCUGAAGAACCCUCCACCACCACUGGGCUCACGGUUCCUGAAGAACCCUCCACCACCACUGGGCUCACGGUUCCUGAAGAACCCUCCACCACCACUGGGCUCACGGUUCCUGAAGAACCCUCCACCACCACUGGGCUCACGGUUCCUGAAGAACCCUCCACCACCACUGGGCUCACGGUUCCUGAAGAACCCUCCACCACCACUGGGCUCACGGUUCCUGAAGAACCCUCCACCACCACUGGGCUCACGGUUCCUGAAGAACCCUCCACCACCACUGGGCUCACGGUUCCUGAAGAACCCUCCACCACCACUGGGCUCACGGUUCCUGAAGAACCCUCCACCACCACUGGGCUCACGGUUCCUGAAGAACCCUCCACCACCACUGGGCUCACUGUUUCUGAAGCCCCAUCCUCCUCCAUUAAGCUCACGGUUUCUGAAGCUCCAUCCUCCCAAUGACUGCUAA
This is a messenger RNA of Bufo gargarizans (Asiatic toad), 1284 nucleotides long. Its product is annotated as extensin-like. The record is from RefSeq and is a predicted model, not a curated record. Lineage: Eukaryota; Metazoa; Chordata; Amphibia; Anura; Bufonidae. The coding region runs from base 1 to 1284 and encodes 427 amino acids. The transcript has 2 exons.